CGGUUCCCGUCCUUCUGACAUAUUGCUACCUUACAGUAGGUUUUGUACAUUCGGGUUGCCCAUAAGCAAGAUGGAGGACAAGGACGAGAAGAGCGAUAGCCUUCCUAACAACGGAGAUGGUCAUGUUUCUUCAGAUACUAUGAUCGAACAUGUAUCUGGACCCACAUUUCUUCCUCCGACAGAGGAACCAGUUUGCGAAAUGAAGCGUAAAAUUGAUGUACUGUUAAAGGCUGUUGGAGACACACCCAUCAUGAAAAACAAAAAGUGGACUAUAGAAAGGACUCGCACAAUUCAAGGUCUUAUGGACUUCAUUAAAAAAUACCUGAAGAUAGAUACAGCUGAACAAUUGUUUAUCUAUGUGAAUCAGUCAUUUGCACCAUCUCCUGACCAAGAAGUAGGAAUUUUGUAUGAGUGUUUUGGAAGUGAUGGAAAACUGGUUUUACAUUACUGUAAAUCACAAGCUUGGGGAUGAAGAUGAAACUGCUGCAGCUGUGUGUUGUUGGAACAGCCAUUUAUAAGAAGAAUAUCCUAAACUUCGGUCGUUGUUAUGGUCUUCCUCUCACUUCACAGUAGGAUCUACUGUGAAGUUGUACACAAACUCCUCUAGGAAAUGUCUUGAAUUUAUGUAUUUUAAACAAAGGGCCAUCCCAAAGAAUCACACAGUGUGACAUUAACAAAUACACUGUUUAAUUAUGAGCUCUGUACAUCACAACCAGUGACAUUUCUCUGUUGAUCAGUGAUAUACCUUGGAAUAGAGUAAUCCUGAAUUGUUCUUUUGUUAAUUCUAGAAUCUUAAAAAAAUCGACUAGGUUUUACCAAUUUUCAUUAAAGUAAAAGA
Spea bombifrons (plains spadefoot toad) is the source of this 838-nucleotide messenger RNA. RefSeq names its product autophagy related 12 (gene ATG12). The record is from RefSeq and is a predicted model, not a curated record. The transcript is spliced from 4 exons. Gene Ontology annotation, biological process: autophagy of mitochondrion; autophagosome assembly; nucleophagy. NCBI's taxonomy places the organism in Eukaryota, Metazoa, Chordata, Amphibia, Anura, Pelobatidae. Bases 71 to 472 code for a protein of 133 amino acids. Gene Ontology annotation, cellular component: Atg12-Atg5-Atg16 complex; cytoplasm; phagophore assembly site membrane.